Prosopis cineraria is the source of this 1325-nucleotide messenger RNA. RefSeq lists its product as uncharacterized. The record is from RefSeq and is a predicted model, not a curated record. Bases 220 to 1161 code for a protein of 313 amino acids. Lineage: Eukaryota; Viridiplantae; Streptophyta; Magnoliopsida; Fabales; Fabaceae. Gene Ontology annotation, molecular function: hydrolase activity. The transcript has 5 exons.
AGCAGCUAUCACUCAAAAGACUAUUUUGACCUCAUUGCAUUUGCAAGCAUGCCAGCUGUCAAAUUGCCCAGUUUUCAUGUUCCUAUCCUUGCAGCUUCAUUCGCCUAUGUAUGUGUGUAUAUACACACACACCUGCAUGCACAUACAGUGAACCAAGCUUUUCAGUUUCAUUAGUAAGAGAGUACACUCAAAGUCGCUCAGAACCUUAGAACCCGCAAGAUGGACCAAAUUCAACACAAAUUUGUUGAUGUAGGUGGCCUCAAGCUUCACGUCGCCGAUAUCGGGACCGGUCCUAACGUCGUCGUUUUCCUGCACGGCUUCCCUGAGAUAUGGUACUCCUGGCGCCACCAGAUGAUCGCCCUUGCCGGUGCUGGCUUCCGAGCGAUCGCCCCCGAUUAUAGAGGCUACGGCCUUUCUGACCCGCCACCUGAAACCGAGAAGGCCACCUUCUCUGACAUUGUUAGUGAUAUGCUUGGAAUGCUCAAUGCCCUCGGUCUUGCUAAGGUUUUUCUUGUUGGAAAAGACUUUGGAACUCGAGUUGCGUAUUUGUUUGCCACUCUACACCCAGAAAGGGUCUUGGCUAUCAUCACUUUUGGACCUCCAUACGUCCCUCCAGGCCGCUCUCACUCUCAGCUCCCCAAAUACUUUCCUGAAGGCUUGUACAUUUUAAGAUUUCAGGAACCAGGGAGAGCAGAGGCUGAUUUUGGACGUCUUGAUGCAAAGACUGUUGUGAGAAACAUUUACAUUCUCUUCUCAAGAAGUGAGAUGCCUAUAGCUGAGAAAAACCAGGAGAUUAUGGAUUUGGUGAAUCCAUCAACCCCUCUCCCCCCUUGGUUUACAGAAGAAGAUCUUGCAGCAUAUGGAGCAUUGUAUGAGAAAUCUGGAUUCCAAACUGCACUGAAUGUUCCAUACAGGUCUCUUGAUGAAGAAUUCAACUUAUCAGAUCCGAUAGUGAAAGUUCCAGCACUUCUUAUUGUUGGCGGCAAGGAUUAUUCUCUUAAAUUUCGAGGGAUUGAGGAUCUAAUAAAGAGCGAAAAGGCAAAAGAAUUUGUCCCCAAUUUGGAGAUAGCAUUUGUUCUUGAGGGAACCCAUUUUGUUCAGGAACAAUUUCCUGAACGAGUUAAUCAGCUUAUCCUUGACUUCUUUGGUAAGCACAUUUGAUUGUGAACUUCACUUUGUAGACUCUGUCAUGAAUAAGUCCGCUAGUUCGGUUAAGUUUCAAUGGAAGAUUUGAACAGUAAAGUACACUUAACAGAGACUGAUGAAUGACGAUGCCUGUUGUUAUAACAACUAGAGAGCCAAACCAAAUGGUUUUUUAUGGUAAA